Messenger RNA from Linum tenue, 1288 nucleotides. The record is from the annotation of a GenBank genome assembly. Lineage: Eukaryota; Viridiplantae; Streptophyta; Magnoliopsida; Malpighiales; Linaceae.
GAGUAAUAUGGCAGUGGAGCACACAUGCUGCGGAACCGAAUUCUUCCUUCAGAUUGUAAUAAUUGUGCUGCUGGUGCUGUUCGCGGGCCUCAUGUCCGGCCUCACUUUGGGCCUCAUGUCCAUGAGUCUCGUCGACCUCGAAGUUGUGGCCAAGUCCGGCAAACCCAAGGAUCGCAAAUACGCUGAAAGGAUACUACCAGUUGUUAGAAAUCAGCAUCUGAUACUCUGUACACUGCUAAUUUGUAAUGCGGCUGCCAUGGAGGCACUCCCUAUUUUCCUGGAUAAGCUGGUUUCAGCACUGGGCGCUGUUCUUAUUUCAGUCACCCUGCUUCUUCUAUUUGGUGAGAUUAUACCGCAAUCCGUUUGCACUCGAUACGGCCUGGCAAUAGGCGCUACAGUGGCUCCAUUUGUCCGCAUACUUAUUUGGAUAUGCUUCCCGGUCGCCUAUCCUAUAAGCAAGAUUCUAGACUGCGUGCUGGGUAACGGACAUGUUGCACUUUUUCGCAGAGCUGAGCUGAAAACACUAGUCAAUCUGCAUGGCAAUGAGGCUGGGAAAGGAGGAGAGCUAACCCAUGACGAGACAACAAUCAUUGCUGGAGCACUUGAGCUCACAGAAAAAACAGCUAGUCAUGCAAUGACUCCCAUUUCCCAAACUUUUGCUAUUGAUAUCAAUGCGAAGUUGGACCGUGACAUGAUGAAUUUGAUACUGGAGAAAGGACACAGUCGAGUCCCGGUGUACUAUGAGCAGCCAUCCAACAUAAUUGGGUUGAUCCUGGCCAAGAAUUUAUUGACAAUCCACCCUGAAGAUGAGACCCCUGUGAAGAACGUGACGAUACGUCGAAUACCAAGGGUUCCAGAAAAUUUGCCUUUGUAUGACAUACUGAACGAGUUCCAAAAGGGUCACAGUCACAUGGCUGUCGUUGUAAGCAAGUGCAACAAAACAGAACACCAGCAACAAAAUCCACCUCUCAGUAGUUCAGCAAACAAGGAAGUGAGAGUUGACGUGGAGGGGAAGCAGCCUCACAAGGAGAAGUCAUUUAGGAGGACCAAGACAAAGUUUGAAAUGUGGAAGAGCUUUGCCAACAAUAGCGGCAGUUCGUUGAAGAGCACUUCAAAGAGUAGGAGAUGGGCAAAGGAUGUCGACUCGGACAUCCUCCAAAUCGAUGGCUCUCUCCCAACGCUUCAUCAGGAAGAAGAAUCUGUUGGAAUCAUAUCAAUGGAAGAUGUCAUUGAAGAACUUUUACAGGAGGAGAUUUACGACGAGACAGACCACCACUACGAGGAGUAG